CAGCAUUUCAAGAGCGGUGAAAAUUUUACCAAACAGACGUUGGAAACAAUCAUCUUGUCCCGCUUGCCAUCAUCCUUAUCGGUGCGCUCGUGAAUUGAAUUGCCGGCGGAUUCACCGAAAAUUGGUUCGUUUCUACUACUGUCCUGCAAGCAGAUUGUCUCGAUUACUAUCGAUCGCAAAAAUGGCCCUCAACAAGCUAAGCAUUGAAAAUGUCGAUCUGAAGGGCAAACGGGUGUUUAUGCGUGUCGAUUUUAACGUCCCAAUCAAGGAAGGCAAAAUUACCAGCAAUCAGCGUAUUGUGGCCGCAAUCGAUAGCAUUAAGUUUGCGCUCGAAAAGGGUGCAAAAUCCGUUGUGCUUGCGUCCCAUCUCGGUCGUCCGGAUGGUAACAAAAACACCAAGUACACGCUGGCUCCGGUUGCGGACGAGUUGAAAAAGCUGCUCGGGCGUGAUGUAACGUUUCUGAACGAUUGCGUCGGUGCCGAGGUGGAAGCGGCCUGCAAGGAUCCAGCGGUCGGUUCGGUUAUUCUGCUGGAAAAUGUCCGCUUCUACGUGGAGGAGGAAGGCAAGGGUGUCGACGCUAGUGGCAAUAAGGUCAAAGCAGACAAAGAUAAGGUGAAAACAUUCCGCGAAAGUUUGGCCAAGCUGGGCGAUGUGUACGUGAAUGACGCGUUCGGAACGGCCCACCGUGCCCACAGCUCGAUGAUGGGCGAGGGUUACAGCCAGCGGGCGGCCGGUUUGCUGCUGAACAAGGAGCUUCGCUACUUCUCGCAAGCCCUUGACAACCCACCGAGACCGUUCCUGGCCAUACUGGGCGGCGCGAAGGUGGCGGACAAGAUUCAACUGAUCGAGAAUCUGCUGGACAAGGUGAACGAGAUGAUCAUUGGCGGUGGCAUGGCAUUCACCUUCCUGAAGGUGCUGAACAACAUGGAGAUCGGUGGUUCGCUGUUCGAUGCCGAGGGUGCUAAGAUCGUACAAAACCUCGUCGACAAGGCAAAGAAGAACAAUGUGCAGCUUCAUCUGCCGGUCGACUUCGUGACGGGUGACAAGUUUGCGGAGGAUGCCGCCACCGGUACGGCCACGGUCGAAGGUGGCAUUCCGGCCGGUCAUCUCGGGCUGGACAUUGGUCCGAAGUCGCGCGAAGCAUUCGCGGCACCGAUCGCACGUUCGAAGAUUAUCGUUUGGAACGGUCCGCCCGGUGUGUUCGAGUUUCCGAACUUUGCCAACGGUACGAAGGCGCUGAUGGAUGGCGUUGUGGCCGCUACGAAGGCGGGCACAGUGUCGAUUAUUGGCGGUGGUGAUACGGCUUCGUGCUGUGCCAAGUGGGGCACCGAAUCGCAGGUUUCACACGUAUCAACCGGUGGCGGUGCAUCGCUGGAACUGCUCGAGGGCAAAGUACUGCCGGGUGUUGACGCACUGAGCAGUGCGUAAAACGGGCGGAUGUUACUCUCAGCUAAGCAUUAAAGUCACUCUCGUUAUUAUAAUUAUGUACUGUAGCAAGUGUGUGUGUGUGUAUUGCAACCAUGUCGUUAAACUAUCCAUCAGCCGAUUCACAGGAGGAACGAGCAAACCGACGAUUAGUCGAAAACACAGCCACAAAGAUAUGGUUCGUUCGAGUAUCGUUGUAAAAGAAUAAAACGUCUAUAGUCAACAA
Anopheles funestus (African malaria mosquito) is the source of this 1652-nucleotide messenger RNA. RefSeq names its product phosphoglycerate kinase (gene Pgk). Gene Ontology annotation, biological process: gluconeogenesis; glycolytic process. Bases 182 to 1429 code for a protein of 415 amino acids. Gene Ontology annotation, molecular function: ADP binding; ATP binding; phosphoglycerate kinase activity. Gene Ontology annotation, cellular component: cytosol. The transcript has 3 exons. NCBI's taxonomy places the organism in Eukaryota, Metazoa, Arthropoda, Insecta, Diptera, Culicidae. The record is from RefSeq and is a predicted model, not a curated record.